Lathyrus oleraceus (garden pea) is the source of this 2705-nucleotide messenger RNA. Its product is annotated as putative U-box domain-containing protein 42. Gene Ontology annotation, molecular function: ubiquitin-protein transferase activity. Bases 571 to 2202 code for a protein of 543 amino acids. The transcript has 5 exons. Gene Ontology annotation, biological process: protein ubiquitination; cell surface receptor signaling pathway. The record is from RefSeq and is a predicted model, not a curated record. NCBI's taxonomy places the organism in Eukaryota, Viridiplantae, Streptophyta, Magnoliopsida, Fabales, Fabaceae.
GCUUUUGCCUGGUUACUUUCCUGACAUAUAGAUAGUUUGGAAUUACCGGUGAGCAAAGAUAAUAAUUUAUUGUUUCAUUCAGUCUUUAAGGAUUUGUGAUAUGAGUUUCUGUGAAUGACAAAGCUAUUGCAGUUCAUCUUCUUUAUUUAAAAGGUUGUAUAUCUAUAUCUCUUCUUUAUUAGUUGAUAUAUCAUAUAUGUUGUUAUGGUAUCAAUUUUUUUAAGUCUAUUUAAUUGUUUUUUUUUCUAUUCUUUUUUCCAACUUAUUGUUUACCUAGCAAUGGGAACACCUUUCUUCUCUGCAUGUUAGAAUCGCAGUGGUUGCAGCUUAGAUGCAAUAUUCAGUUUGUUUUUGUUAGCUUGAAUGAUUCUCUUUUAGUCUCUAUCCUUCCCUUCUUUCAGUUCAAUGACCUGUUCUCAAAUUUUUAUGCUUCAUAGAGGACUCCAUGAGAGGAAUUUGAUUGCAGGGAAACGAGAAACAAUUUUUUGGUGUUGUGGUUUCAACUUCCAUACUCUGCAUAAUAGAAAUACGGUUUGAGUAAAAAACUCAAGAGACUACAAACCGCUUACCAUGGUUGGAUUGGAACUCAUACCGAUAGGUACAAUUUUGGCUGUUUUAACUAGCCAGGUUGUGAGAACAGCUAAUGCUGCAAAAGAUGUUCUUAUCGACAAAGAAAGUUUUAAUAUCCUUUCGAAACACCUGCUUGAUAUUGCACCAGUCCUAAAGGAAUUGCAGCUUCAGGAACUGAAUGAGUCACAAGCUGCAAGGGUUGCUCUGGAGUCUCUUGAAUCAGAUGUAAAACAAGCAAGUAAUUUGGUUGAGAAGUACAGGAACAGCGGCCGUUUUUACUUACUUAUGAAGUGUCGUUACAUAGUCAAGGAAGUUGAACAAGUCAUUAGGGAUAUCGGAAGGUCUCUAGCUGCAUUGUCUCUUGCAAAUACUGAAGUCCUAUCAAGAAUUUCUGAUCAAGUCAACAGACUACAGAGUGAGAUGCAAAGGGCCGAGUUUGAGGCUUCACAAUCUCAGCUUGACAUUGUUGAUAAGUUGAACCAUGGAAUUAAGGAGCAAAAAUUAGAUCAGGCUUUUGUGAACGAUAUGCUCGAAGAGAUAGCAAGGGCAGUCGGGGUGCCAGUGGAGCCUUCAGAGAUCAGCAAAGAGAUAGCCAGCAUUAGGUGGGAAAAAGAAGAAGCUGCAAACAGGAAAGAAAGAGCAGAAGUUAUAUUUUUGGAGCAGAUCAUUUUGCUACUCUCUCAAGCUGAUACAGCAAGUGAUUUCGAAGAAGUUAAGAAGCAAUAUUUUCAAAGGGUUCAGGUAAUAGAAAGAUAUGGUUCAAGGGAAAAAUAUAUUCCGCCACUUAAUUCUUUCUGUUGUUCGAUAACUGAAGCUGUUAUGGUAGAUCCUGUCAGUCUUUGCACCGGUACUACAUGUGAGAGAUCUGCCAUCGAAGUUUGGUUUGAUGAUGGCAAUAUGACUGACCCGAAAACGAAAGAGGUUCUUGAAGAUACUACCUUAAGGUCGAACAUUCGGUUAAGAGAAUCCAUAGUAGAGUGGAGAGAACUUAAUUGCUGCUUCAGAAUAAAGUCUAUCAGGGAAAACUUAUUAUCUAAUUCUGGCUUAUUAUUGCACGAGUCCUUGAGUCAGAUGCAGGCUCUCAUAAAAGAGAAUUCGAUUAAUAAGGAUUGGAUUUCUAUAGGAGAACUUACUGAUAUUAUCAUCUCCAUCCUUGGGAACUCUGAUUCUAUAGAUGUCAAGAUGAAGAUCUUGAUUACUUUGAAGGGUGCUGUUGAGGGGCAUGCAAGAAACAAGGAAAAAGUGGUUGAAUCUCAAGGAUGGCGAUACAUUAUUUCCUGCUUACACAAUGACUCUAGAGUAAUAAAGGAAGUAGUUGAUUUGCUCUAUGAAUUGCUUCAAGACCGUUCUGGUUGGAAUAAAAGUUUCUGCGAAAAACUUUCUGAGCAUCCCAGCACGGUCAAUUACCUUGUUACCAUUCUAAACGGACCUGUCAGCGAUUCAAUUGAAACUGCAGAAAAGAUUUUGACGGAGCUUUUUGAAAUAGAUGAGGAAAAUAUUUGCUGUGCUGCUAAGUUUGGCUGGUACAAAGCACUUGUUGAUCGCAUGAUUCAAGGUCCAAUCUGGAAUUUGGUCUGUGCUUUACAACUUGGUUCAAGCCUGCACAGGCUCUCAUCGAAGACCAACAUAUAGCUAAUGCCGCAUUGCAUCAUGGCUUGUAGUGAAUUGGAAUGGUUUAUGUUUUGCAAUGUACUGUUGGUGUAUAUACUUAUUUAUGUGUUGAUGAUGUUUCUGAGGAUUUCUGAAUGGUUAGGACAACAACGUGCAUCACAAUAAUUGGAACCGUUGUUUGUUGAUAGCUUGCGUUGUUGUUGAUCCACAGUGCAUGAGAUCAUGAUUUGUAUUAUCUGAUGAGCAUUGUUUACAAUUGGAAUUCCUUCUCCACUAAACAUGUGAUUGAUUACAGGUGUUUAUGGUAUGGCAUUGACUUGACAGCAGGUUUAGUAUAGGUUUGGUGCAGAUUUCGUGCUGCAGGGUCUAGGAUCUUACCAUGAUGCAGCCAUGAUACAAGCAGGUCAUGACUAUGGUUUGUCUGUAGGUGGAUUGUUGUUUUAUUGUAGGUUGAUGGUUCAGCUCAUGUUGUAAUGAUGCUUGUGUAAUGUUUAUGUAUGGACUGCCGCAGGCCUUAAUGAAUG